AUGGCCACGUCUACUCUGGGCAAGCUAGAUACUCUGUGCCAUCGUCUGCUUGACUCAGCUCAAUUGCGAACGCACAAAUAUUUCCGAGUGGCCGUCCCACAAGCGUUAACAGGACAGAGUUUGGUGGCUGUAGUCGGUGAGAAAGGUCACGCCGAGGACGAGACUGAGGCCACACAUUUGGCCACUCUUCUACUACAAUAUGGAUAUCUGUUCCCGGUGAUCGAGCACGCGCAAAUCGUUCGCGACGAUGGUACCCUUUACCGAUUACAACGACCGUACUUUUGGCCGUCACACUCCACACAAACGGACAACGUCGAGUAUGCCAUCUAUUUGAACAAACGCUUGCUGAGAAAUGAGCAACGACAUGGACUUGAAGAAGAUGAGAUUGAUGCCUACAACAAGCUGGCUGAGUUACUCGCUCAUAUGUGGGGCUUUAUCACAGCUCAAGCCGAACUUCAACUCAAACAACAAAAGGAAAAGAAAAAAGCGGACAAGGUCGUUUAUGACAGCGAGGAACGGGCUUUUUGGCGAAUGAGAAGACCAGGAACAGCGAAUUGUUUAGAGCAACACGUGCAGAAAGUGGAACGACGUUUGCGAAAAGCCACUGCGGCCGGUUACCGAAAUCUCGUGGAACGCUUGAAAUUCUCGAUCAAGACGAAACCCUGGCUGAAAGCGUUGAAAGCGUCGGACACAAUGGUCCAAUGGGUCGACCAGCUGCAUGACUACGAUCCACUACUAGCCCAGCCGCAACCCUCGAAUCCGUGGAUCACUGAUGAUACACAAUUGUGGACAUUGAAUACGGAUGCAGUCGAAGUGCCCACGGAGCGACGGGUGAAACGAUGGGGUUUAUCAGUGCAAGAAUUGGUCAAAGAUCCGAUUGGGAGACAGGUCCUUGAAACAUUCUUGGAAAGCGAAUUCUCCUCGGAAAACAUUCGCUUCUGGAUCGCGAUCCAGGAUCUCAAAUACUCGGCAAAUGCCGAAAUCGAGUCCAAAGCUGAACGCAUCUAUGAAGAGUUUUUAGGGCCUGGAGCGCCGUGUCAGGUAAAUGUCGACCAGCGAACCCUGGAGAAAACGAUGGAGUUGCUGAAUUCGGGGAAUCCGAGGAGACACGCGUUUACGUAUUCGGAAGAGCAUGUGUUCACGUUGAUGAAUAAGGAUUCGUAUCCGAGAUUCGUCAAAUCAGCUAUUUACAAGGGUGUCCUGUCCGCUGCUCAACAGCAGGGUUCUCGUCGAUUGGGCUGGCGAAAUUUCGUCUUUAACAUGGGCGCCGCUAAAAAGCCACUUGACCUUGGCCUCUUCAGGCAGCAGGCAACCCAAGAUGAGUCGGGA
Mesorhabditis belari is the source of this 1329-nucleotide messenger RNA. The record is from the annotation of a GenBank genome assembly. NCBI's taxonomy places the organism in Eukaryota, Metazoa, Nematoda, Chromadorea, Rhabditida, Rhabditidae.